Messenger RNA from Serinus canaria (Common canary), 2257 nucleotides. It is a transcript of the gene SLC28A2, whose product is annotated as solute carrier family 28 member 2. Gene Ontology annotation, molecular function: nucleoside:sodium symporter activity. Gene Ontology annotation, biological process: nucleoside transmembrane transport. Lineage: Eukaryota; Metazoa; Chordata; Aves; Passeriformes; Fringillidae. Gene Ontology annotation, cellular component: membrane. The record is from RefSeq and is a predicted model, not a curated record.
GACACGGGACCGGGAGCUGCGGGGCCGGCAAGGCUGAGGCAUCAGACCCUCCCAGGGUUUCCCAUAUACACUGAAGCAAAGGAGCUUCUGGAGAUGGAAGGAAACCAGAUAACCCUGGACAGCCUUGACACAGGUACAGAUAAUCCAACUUUCAGCUUUGAGGGAGAGAACAGACACUAUGAGGAAUGCGGUGGUCCACGCAGUGAGAACCAAGAGGAGAGAAGAGAAGGGAGAUUCUCCUCUUACCGCAGGAAGGCCCUGCAGCCAGCAUCCAAGGCAAAGCACUUCUGCAAGGCUCAUGCCAAGGUGUUGAGAGGAGUUGUCCUAGGGCUCCUUGGAGUAGCCUACCUGUGCUACUUAAUUGCGGCCUGUUACCUCAACUUCCAGCGAGCCCUUGCCUUGGUGGUCAUAACUGCUGUGGUUGUCUUCUUUAUCUGCUGGGAGGUUUUCCAGAAGCACUAUGGGGCAAAGGUUCUGCUGCUCCUCCGCCCUGUUGGGAAGUGCUCAAAGUCCUGGCCGUGGCUGAAAUGGCUCCUGUGGGUGGCCCUCCUGGCAGGCCUGAUUGUGUGGCUGGUUUUGGACACUGGCAGAAACCCAGAGCAGCUCAUCUCAUUAGGUGGCUUCUGCUUUUUGGUGCUGUUCCUGUUUGCCUGCUCCAAGCACCACGGUGCGGUGUCCUGGAGAGCUGUUUUCUGGGGUCUUGGUUUGCAGUUCUUACUUGGACUCUUUGUCAUCCGAUCGACUCCUGGCAUCCAAGCUUUCCAGUGGCUGGGAGACCAGGUCCAGUACUUCCUGGGCUACACCACAGCUGGCUCCAGCUUUGUCUUUGGGAACACACUCAUUGAAGAAGUCUUUGCCUUCCAGAGCCUGCCCAUCAUUGUUUUCUUCAGCUGUGUGAUGUCCAUCCUCUACUAUCUCGGUAUCAUGCAGUGGCUUAUUCUCAAGAUCUCCUGGCUGCUUCAAAUCUCAAUGGGCACCAGUGCCACUGAGACCCUCAGCGUGGCAGGGAACAUUUUUGUGGGACAGACCGAAGCCCCGCUGCUCAUCCGCCCGUACCUCGCAGACAUGACCCUGUCAGAAAUCCAUGCUGUGAUGACUGGUGGCUUUUCCACCAUUGCAGGCAGCGUGAUGGGUGCCUACAUAUCCUUUGGGAUUGAUGCAGCAUCACUGAUUGCAGCUUCUGUGAUGGCUGCGCCCUGUGCCCUCGCCAUGGCCAAACUUGUCUACCCUGAAGUGGAGGAGUCCAAGUUCAAGGGCAAAGCAAGUGUCCACCUCUCCCAUGGGGAAGAGCAGAACAUCUUGGAAGCUGCUAGCAACGGGGCUGCCACCUCUGUGGGGCUUGUGGCCAAUAUUGCAGCCAACCUCAUCGCCUUCUUGGCCGUGCUGGAGUUCAUCAACGCUGCCCUGCGCUGGUUCGGGGAGAUGGUAGACAUCGAGGGCCUUACCUUCCAGGUGAUCUGCUCCUAUGUCCUCAUGCCUUUGGCCUUUCUCAUGGGAGCAGACUGGGCAGACUCACCGCUGGUGGCUGAGCUCCUGGGGGUCAAGAUCUUUCUGAACGAGUUUGUGGCGUACCAGCAGCUGGCCACGUACAAGAAGAACCGUUUGAUGGGCCUGGAGGAGUGGGACGGGAGCCGGAAACAGUGGAUAUCUGAGCGAGCUGAGAGCAUCACCACCUUUGCCCUCUGUGGAUUUGCCAACUUCAGCUCCAUUGGCAUCAUGCUGGGAGGCCUGUCUUCCUUGGUGCCCCAGCGCAAGAGUGACUUUGCCUCUGUGGUGCUGCGGGCCCUGUUCACUGGCAUGUGUGUCUCCAUGCUCAAUGCCUGCCUGGCAGGUCUCCUCUAUGUGCCAACAGAGGUGGGGGACUGCGCCAUGUUCUUCAGCACCACCAACUUCAACUCGACCAGCUACACCAUGUACACGUGCUGUAAGCAGCUCUUUGCCAGCUCAGUGCUGCAGAAUGGGACUCUGUCCUUCAUGGGAUCCUGGGCUGAGCAGGCAGAGAGCGUGCUGUGGCUUAAGGAGUGCUGUGCAUACUACAACCACACGACGUGUGCAGGGACAUUCUAGGAUGGGGGGAGCACCAGGGCCUACAAGGCCUAUCCCCAAAAGCAGAAAAAACCCCAACAGAAACCCGAGUGUCUGGUCUUCUCCACUCCAGGGCCGACUGACAGCUGCGUGCACCUUGCAACCUGCACUCUUAGGUGCUGGCCCUGCAGACACAAUGGAGCAGCUCCCAAAUAAAUUAUGGCAACCCUUG